This is a messenger RNA of Phlebotomus argentipes, 1262 nucleotides long. RefSeq names its product probable isoaspartyl peptidase/L-asparaginase CG7860. The transcript has 2 exons. Gene Ontology annotation, molecular function: asparaginase activity. NCBI's taxonomy places the organism in Eukaryota, Metazoa, Arthropoda, Insecta, Diptera, Psychodidae. The record is from RefSeq and is a predicted model, not a curated record. Bases 210 to 1196 code for a protein of 328 amino acids.
CAUUGUCACAAUUAUCAUCAACAAGCGCGUAUUAUCAGGCCAUAAUUAUAAGACACUGAACGACAGAUUGACCGAUAAGAUUGCCAUCCACCAAUAUGCAUUUAACUCCAUAUCACAGCCCAUUAAGCCACCUUGAAGGAAUAUGAGCACUGAUCGCCGUUUAGAGUCAAUUGAGAAAUUACUCGUGAGAGAAUCAUCUGCGAAUCAAGAUGAAACUAUCACUCGCCUUUCUGUGCUUCAUUUCCCACUGCCUUUGUCAAGAAUUCGAGCCGAUCGUCCUUGUACAUGGCGGAGCAGGCUUCACGUCAGAUGAGAGAGAUCCUGAGAAGUUUGCAGGCACCAAACUGGCCGCACGCAUUGGCUAUCUCGCCCUGAUGGAGACAGGAUCUGUCUUGGAUGCUGUGGAACAAGCUGUGAGGAGCAUGGAAUUGGAUGUGGGCUUCAAUGCUGGAUACGGAGCUGUCUUGACACUCAACUGGACUGUUGAGAUGGACGCCAGCAUUAUGGAUGGGCGUGAUUUGUCAGCAGGAUGCGUUUCUGGCGUCCAAGACAUUCUUCAUCCAAUUUCACUGGCCAGAAUGGUUAAGGACAAAACACCACACACGUUCCUGUCAGGAGUGGGACUGAUGGAAUGGGCCAGACAGCAGAAUGUCCACAUUCUCUAUCCACCAGGACAGAUGGCUUCGGAGCGAGCGAAAGCAUCGCUCCAAGCUUGGCUGGACAGUCAAGCACAAAACCCUGGAAACACUGAGACUUUCGGUGAACCUGGAACCGUUGGAGCUGUGGCCAUGGACGCUUUUGGGAAUCUAGCCGCUGCCACAUCCACCGGAGGAAUAACUGGAAAGUAUCCGGGCAGAGUGGGAGACACGCCUCUGUUGGGCAGCGGAACCUACGCUGAUAAUCGCUACGGAGCCGUUUCCACGACAGGACACGGAGAGAGUAUCAUGAAGAUCACCCUCGCUAAGGACAUCAUCGCCCGAAUGGCUUAUCUUGGCUUAGACGUCCAGAAUGCCUCCAUGCAAUCCGUCGAAGAGAUGACCGAAAUGCUAGCCAACACAGCUGGAGUCAUUGCUUUGGACACAGUGGGAAAUCCAGGCAUCUACACGUCCUCCGGCAAGAUGUCCUGGGCCUACCAGAGAGGCGAAUACGUUCACUACGGCAUCCGUCCGGAGGAUGAUUUCAUAGAAAAUGCCUGAGCGAUUAACCCCAAGUAUGUGAAGUGCAUAACAUUCCCGAGACACUUUUAUGUCUCUUAUCGCCUU